This is a messenger RNA of Acanthoscelides obtectus, 4797 nucleotides long. The record is from the annotation of a GenBank genome assembly. NCBI's taxonomy places the organism in Eukaryota, Metazoa, Arthropoda, Insecta, Coleoptera, Chrysomelidae.
UUGUUUGGCUACCUAUCUGACAGGUAAGUUAGACAGUAUUUAGGAAACUUUACCGAAAAGGUGUUUUGCGUCUACCACAUAAUGAUACUCUCAACCAAAUUCAUCAAAGUAAAUAUUUCUGGCCGUCUGUAGAUGAGCUUGGAAAAGGUAGCAUGACAUAACUAAAAUUGUUUUUUUUCUAUUCUUUUUAUUUUUUUAUUAUCUAGAAGAAAUAAAAAUAUGCUUUGGACUCGUCAGCAACAUGAAAUAGCUAGACAUCGAAAAAUUCAGACACACUGUACAGACAGUGUAAGUAUGUUUUGAAUUUUUCUAAGGAGGUUCAAUCUCAAAACAUUAAGUAGGUAACUUAUUAUACAUUUUUGGACCCUAAGUACAGGGCGACUUCUUACCCUUUAAGUUUAAGGGUACAUAUAGAUCGUGCCUAGUACAAACAUUAUGUACAUCCAUCUUCAACGUGAAGUUAAACGUACUCGUACUUGUCUCUUUAUACGUAUAUUACUUGAAUGAAUAAUUUUAAUAGCCUAUUACUUAAAAAUAUGUAUUUAUGGUUAUAAAACAUUUUAUGUUUCAUUAAUUACAGUCAUUCAGUGCUUUCAGCAAACAUUACAAUUAGUCUCAGUUGUAUAAAUCAUUAGCCUGAAAGCUUUUUAAGCGUUUAAUAACUUCGCAGUGCCUUUAUAUAUGAUUCCGCGAAUUACAUAUUGGGAAUAUCCGGUAGACGUCAGAUUUAAUUUACUAUCUAAAGAAAUAUUUGCUCAAGGUGUUGUUGGAAAUGUAUAUGAGGUGCCCGAAGAUUUGAGAUCCCAGCAAAGCGCGUCCCUUAACACGAGUGGACAUAUCUGACCCUGAAAUAGGGGCUAUGUCAUUUCAAAAGAAGAAAGUUCUCCCAAAAAGCCUCCUCAUGUGAUGCUGUAAUUGAAGUAUGCUGGUUUCGUCUAUAUAGUGCUGAAUAUUUUUGGAUAUCCAUUCAAUUAAGGAUCAUAUUUAUAAACGUUACUUGAGGUUUGACUGCAGUUUGAGGUAUGAUCUUUCCUUGGAUCUUAAACGCUUUCUUGAGGAACGGUAUAAAGAAGAAAAACAUUUGCUUUUCACAAAAGGCUGUACAACUGUCAUCAGGAGACGUCUUUGAUGUCAGAAAGACUUUUAUUUGGUGGCCGCAUUUUUUUAGCGAUUUGAUAAUAAAAACCCCGUAAAUAAGUAGAGGACCCCCAAAAAAUGAUUCCAUAUUUUGUCCUAGAAAAAACUUGUGGAUAAUAAAAUGACAAAAGCUCAUUCCUGUUACAUAAACAUUUUAGUCUUUAUAAAGCAAAGCAUGCCGAAGACACAAAGUUUUAUAUGCAUUUACCAAUUCAGAUGAUCGCUGAUUCAAAGUCUAAGGAAUUUUGUAUCAUCAACCUGCUCACUAGAAUUUUGAGUAAGUAAGCAUCGUUGCUUCCUCUGUUCAGAAAAUUCAUGAAUACAGACUUUUGUGGAUUUAUAAUAAGCUUAGAAGAGAACCAGUCAAUAAAAUUACCAAUUACCUGCCGCAUUUCCGAGAUACAUUGUUCGAUUGAAGACUGAUAACACAAAUAUGAAUUAUCGUCAGCAUAUAUUGUGAGGUUUAUUUUCUUGAGGCAUAACCUGAGGUAGAUCGUUAAUAUAUACAGGGUGUCCUGAAAGUUGGGAAGUUCCUUUUAAGAAACAACUAAGUUUGGAGUAAUAGCUUUACGGUAAAAGAGCACCGAAAGCGUAAAAAAGAAAUUGAGGAAAAUGACUCACUAUCCAUUUGAUCAGUAAUUUCAAGUAAGUGUUUGUAAAUAGUGUUCAAUUCAAAUCAUGAGCUUGUUUACCUCUUUCUAUAUUUGCAACGUUUGGGGCCGUCUAGAUCUUCUACUGUGUUCAAGCAGAAGUCUUUUGUACGAUAUAAACAAAUAUAUGGAAGCUCUGAUGGAAAGAAACAUCGAGGAUGAUGGCGCCGUUAUGAGUACACUCGCGAAGUAUUAACAGGGUCUUGAAGAUACUCAUAUCAAAUCGAUAACUACGUUUUUGCUCUAGGAAUGUGCCAAUGUCGGUUUUUCCAAUCCGACUUGUUUAUAAACUUGGGUAACCUAGACACCGCGUGGCGCCUGUUUUGGAUACUGAUUCACAUAGUACCACAAAAUGUCGUAUCUUAUCAUGGAGGAGGAGGAGGAAAGUGAGGCAGGUUACGACUGGCCCAUUUAGUUUUCUGAACUCAAUAUCUCGAUUAUUUUAAGACUUUGGUAUAUGUGUUACUAAAAAACUUGCUCUGUAGACAAAAUACCCAACUUUGAGGACAUCUUAUAUAAGAAAAAUUAGAGGACCCAAAAUUGACCCUUGAGUAACAUCAAUACUGAUUUCUACUACAUAUAAUCUCUGCAGAUUUGGCCGAAGAAAUCCUUUGGUUCUGGCUGUAGUACUGCAAGCUGGGUCUGGAAUGGCAGCUGCUUUUUCACCAUGGUUCUUUGGAUUCUUGGUGAUGAGAUUCUUAUCAGCUCUUGCUACUGGUGGCACCAUGAUCACCAGUUUCGUUCUGGUCAUGGAAAUUGUAGGAACUGAAUGGAGAACAGUUUUGGGUAUACUUUACCAGAUACCAUUCAACUUGGGACAUCUUCUAUUACCAGUUAUAGGGUAUUAUCUUCGAGAUUGGCGCCAUUUCCAAAUAGCUAUCUCAGCGCCCUCUAUAUUUCUCGUGGUCUACUAUUGGAUCCUUCCCGAGUCGCCAAGAUGGGAGUUGGCUGUGGGACGAAAAGAAAAUGCAAUCAACACGUUGCAAAAAGCUGCAAAAUGCAACAAAAUGCCCACGGAUAAGAUCGCAACAGACGUCGAUUUCUACCUGCAAACUAAAGAUAUCAAUAAGGUAGAGCAAAGCAAAGGCAAUAUUUUGGAUCUCGUGAGAACCCCGAUCAUCAGAAUGUAUACCAUCGCGAUCUGCUUCAACUGGCUUGUCUGCGGACUUUGCUUCUUCGGAGUGUCACAGUUCAUUGGUCAGCUGGGAGGAAACAUCUUCAUCAACGUUGCUUUGUCAGCGGUGAUACAAGUACCAAGUACGAUCUUCGCGUGUUGGGCAACGAAAGCAUGGGGAAGAAAGAAGACGUUGAUUGUUGCUAAUAUUUUGGCAGGAGUUUCGAUUUUACUUAUAGGUUUUGUUCCAUCUGACCCAGCCUGGAUAAAGUCGACCCUGUCCACAAUAGGAAUGUUCGGUCUCGCACUGGCUUUUCCAACAGUCUACAUAUACUCAGGAGAGCUGUUCCCAACCGUUUUGAGGAACAUAGGUGUAGGAACGUCAUCCAUGUGCGCUAGAAUAGGUUCAAUGGUGGCACCAUUUGUUGCCUCGUUGGCAACUGUGCAGUUCUGGAUUCCUCCGGUACGAUAAUUUUCUUUUUCACAAGGGUACGAAUUUGAACAAAAUUGCUUGAAGCUUUUCAAAAUGACCGCAUAUUUCCAGUGCUUUAAAAUCUGUGUAGAAAUAGAAGAAUCACUUAUAAAGCACGAUUUGUAGCGAAAAAUGCGAUAGAGGGCUGACUCAAAAAUAGGGUCCCUAACGCUGUGUCUUUCCCGCGGGUGAUGCAAAAGUAGAUUUCACGUCUAAAAAAUGCUUAGAAAAAAAUGGUGACUACGGAAAAAAUAGCUUAUAGAUCAACGUUUCCAAUAGUAUAUUCGUUUUUACAAAUAAAAAAUUCCUUGUGUUCGAAAAAAAAUGUGGAAACCUUAUUUUUUGGAACAACCCUCGUAUAUCAUAAAAAGCUAUGUCACUCAUUUCUGACUGCCUGUCCAUGAGAAGCACUGCUCGGAUUUUGAUGUAGUUUUCACACAAGGUUACUACUAUAUUAAGGACGAAAUAGCUUUGUAUUUUUUGAAAGUCCAGUGGUGGCGGAGCUGGGGGCAAAAAAACGACAAAAAUAAGGGUCACUGAAACUUUCGUGGUGUUUUUAGUACUUUUUGCAUUUGUACUAGGGAUAAAAGAGACCUCGAAAAGUUCCAAUGGUUACCGUCAGAAAAAAAUUGAGUCAAGUAGAUUGACACAGCUUUUCGACGCUAAUCUAUACCUAUCAAAAUUGUUACGUAUACGAAAAUUCGGAGUAUGGCUAGUAAUACGUGAGAAGAAAAUGCGAGAAAUACUUGAUUUCAUUUUUUUUUACUUUUUAAAAUUAUCUCUAGGACCUAAGUGAGCAUUUCUUGUCCGCUGUCACUGGAUCGAUUUUCAAUACCCACAACAAACCUUUUCGACAAUUUCUUUAAAAUAGCACCGAUAUUCUAAAGUGACAGAAAGCCUAAUGAUAAUAGGAUAAAUGGUGGAUAAACAGACUGCCACAAAUGAGUGACGUGGUUUUAUUUAUUCACCAAAUUUACGGGUGACCCCAUUUUUACAAAAUAAAACUACAAAAUGGGAAUAACACUUACAACAUACAAGGUCACACGACAUAAUUAUAAAAAUCACAAUUUAAAAGAUAAUUUUUAAAGCCUGAGAGUGUACAGGUAAAGAUAUCAAUAUCAGACUGAGCCCAAUUGAUAACGCGAAGUGGUCUAUCGAGUGGUGAGUGCUGACCAUAAUUUAUGGGAUGGAUAUAAUAUCCGAUAAACACAAUAGUCGCAUCCGAUUUACCCAUGAUCUCAAAUAAGCUUACCUUGCUUCAGUUUACUCAGUUUAUUGCACGUUUCUUCUACCAAAUCUCACAUUUAAAUGUAAUGAGAUUUCCUUCAUAACUGAGCUAGAAAUGAGAUUUGACAGCCUCAUGUCUGUUUGACUGUUUACUUGCAAAACGAAGGCAACAGUUAUCCCGAUUGUAAAAUUUAUUA